Messenger RNA from Aspergillus pseudotamarii, 1045 nucleotides. RefSeq lists its product as uncharacterized. The record is from RefSeq and is a predicted model, not a curated record. Bases 102 to 791 code for a protein of 229 amino acids. Lineage: Eukaryota; Fungi; Ascomycota; Eurotiomycetes; Eurotiales; Aspergillaceae. The transcript has a single exon.
CCUGACGCAAGCUUGGUGACUACAUAACCUCUGUUUAUCCUGCACAUUCUAGCCCCACGAUCGAUCCAACAUAACUCUACUUACUCAACACCAUAACAAAAAUGACCUCCACCGAAUCUUCAAGCCCAGUCACGGAGCUAGCGCUCUUCCACCUGAAGUCAUCAGCUGACCGAGUUACCAUCCGAAAGGAAUUAUUAUCGGCGGCAAAGGCCCAAGCCUCUUACUCCAAGUACCCGACCUACCUGUUCACCCAGAUUGAAGACCCAUCAUACAUCUACCUCCUUGGAGGCUGGAGCUCAGUUUCGGCUCACAUGGACGAUUGGAUCCCCAGCUCUACAAACCAAUCCUUGCUUGCCUCUCUCAAGGAGAAGUUGGAUCUUGUGUACAUGGUUCAUAUCGAAAUCGAUCCUGCUGUGCUCGGAAUGUUCGGAUUACCUGCCGGAAGCUCGGGAGAAGUCCCAAUAAUCGACGCCCCUGUGAUUGCUAUCGGGCGUUAUUUCCUCAAGGCUGGUCAGAAGGAAGCGUUCUUGAACAAGUUUGAAGAGACGAAAAGACACUUGCAAGCGUAUAUUGCUCCGAGGGGAUUCAAGGGUGGAGUUCGGGCGGAACCCAAGGAGAAAUCGGAUGAUGGUGAGCACAAAGAGGAGUUCGUGCUCUUUAGUGGUUGGGGGGAAGUGCAGGAUCAUUUCCGAUUCGCAGAAUCCGAUGGGUUCAAGGAAUUUAGUCGGAUAAGGGACUUCUUAGAAGGGGCGGAGAUUAAGCAUGUAUCUGUUUGGGAGGACCGAGAGUGAGGCCCUGGGAUGUGUGAGUAGUAUGACCGAGAUCAAUUUUGUGAUGUUUUGGCCAGUCAACAGGUCCGUUGCAUACGGUACGGACGUGUGGAUCUGACUAGUUAAUAGUGAAAGUUCCGUCUGGGUUCUGUGUCUAUAUGGAAAUAAUUAUAUAAUUAAAUUGCAGAUAUUAAUCAAUAGGGUGUCUCGACAUAGAGUCAGGUAUACUAAACUAUAUCCAGAAGCUCAUAAGAUAGCGCCCACGCUUUCUCGAU